AUGGAAAGAAGAGCAACUACUUCUGAGAUGAGCUUUGUUCACGAUGAAGGCUUAUCUCACAAACCAAUCUUUGGCUACAACCAUAAUGAUCUGAGAGACAGAAGAGAGGCUUCUGAUACUCAUCCUCACCACUUUCUUGCUCGUUAUACCAUUGUUGAUGAUUCCUCUGAGCUAAGUAUUUUUGAUGCAAAGAAGUAUUUCAAUGAGGUUUCAACCAACAACCUUGUGACGAGUAUUGACCCGAUGUUGAUGUUGAAAGGACAAUCUAUAGAUCAGGAUUCGGAUAAGGAUUCAGAAUUAUCUAGAUCCAAACCUUGGACUUGUGGUGGUGUUACUCCUCCGUCAUCCGUGGUAGCUUCUAAAUUCUCUCCUAUUGUUGCCUCCAUUGAUGGGUAUCGUCAGAGUUAUCGAGCUCGAUCUUUUCACUCUACUACACCGACCGCCUCGUCGGAGGCUAGUUGGAACAGCCAAACAGGGUUGCUCUCAAACCCUCCUGGAGCAAUUUUUGUAUCGGUUUUGCACGGUGAUUCUAGUCCUCAUUUGCAAAAGAAAACUCGAAAGCCACCGAUGUCAUCAUCUAUAACAGGAAGAUGGAUUUUUGGAAGCUCUAAAUGUCCUUGCAUUGGGAAGAAGUCAAUUCAAGUUCAUGAGUCUAAAGUGAUAUUAGACCCAAAAGCACGUCCUUAUAUCAAUAACAACAAUACUACCAAAGACAAAGAUAAAGACAAUUUUUCUGAAUCAGAGUCUUCGACGUCGUCAAAGAAAACUUCUAGUGACAACACAAUGUUUUUGCAACAUUCAGAUAACGUGAUUUGGAGCACUCAAAAAUGUGUUCCUCCAAAUUUGCUUCUUCAAGGACCCACAACGCAACGUGUAAUAGCUUCUACUAGCUUCUCUUUUCCCAUCUUGAAAAACAAGUCCAACAGCAACAAUGAAGAUCAUUUUUCAAUCAGAUCCAUAAACCCUAUUUUAAUCCAAGACCCACCUCGAGAUUCUCUAGAAGUUUUCAAACCGAGCUCUGUCAAAGAUGGCAAUGGUGAUAACGACCUAAAAUCACGAAUACUAGCCAACGUUGCAGCAACUGGUGGCAACGCCACCAUCAUCAGUGACAUCGAUGACAUGGCCAGUGAUGCUAGCUCAGACCUUUUCGAAAUCGAAAGUUUCUCCACUCAAACCGCUAGCACCACCACCAUCUCGUACUCCAACAUGUUCCACCGACGAGACUCAAUGGAACUAGAAGCUAGAAGACUAGGGUUGAAUGCAGCGACCACACAUUGUAGUCUUGAUGAGCCAAUGACGCCAUCGAGCGAUUGGUAUGAGCCAAGUGAAGCAAGCAUCGAUUGGAGUGUCACGACGGCUGAAGGCUUUGAUCGGGCGAGCAUCGCCAACAUGUCAGAGGUCGAGGAGCCUUGGACCGAGAAAAACAACAUUAAUAAAAAUAACAACCACAGAAGAAGAUCAUCAUCGGGAAACGGGUUGCUGAGUUGUCGGUCGGAGAAGGCGGUGAGUGUGGGCCCACAGCCGGUGACGAAGCAUGUGGGGAGUAGGCCACCAUUGGGGAAGAAGCCACCAACACCACUAGCAAGGUCUAGUUCAGCUCGCCACUCUCUUACUUUUGCUGCCUGA
Cucurbita maxima (winter squash) is the source of this 1626-nucleotide messenger RNA. Its product is annotated as protein PHYTOCHROME KINASE SUBSTRATE 4-like. The transcript has a single exon. Bases 1 to 1626 code for a protein of 541 amino acids. NCBI's taxonomy places the organism in Eukaryota, Viridiplantae, Streptophyta, Magnoliopsida, Cucurbitales, Cucurbitaceae. The record is from RefSeq and is a predicted model, not a curated record. Gene Ontology annotation, biological process: phototropism.